This is a messenger RNA of Cimex lectularius (bed bug), 940 nucleotides long. RefSeq names its product farnesol dehydrogenase-like. The transcript is spliced from 6 exons. The record is from RefSeq and is a predicted model, not a curated record. Lineage: Eukaryota; Metazoa; Arthropoda; Insecta; Hemiptera; Cimicidae. Bases 65 to 802 code for a protein of 245 amino acids. Gene Ontology annotation, molecular function: oxidoreductase activity.
UGGCGAAAGAUUUGUGCAAGAAACGGGCCGCGUUGGCCAAUUAUUGGUCUAGGGCUCAGUCGGCAUGGAACGGUGGUGCGGAAAGGUGGCAGUCGUGACAGGGGCCAGCGGUGGUAUUGGCAAAGCGAUCGUCAAGUCCCUCGUCCAAAAUGGCCUGGUUGUCGUCGGCCUGGCACGGAGAGUCGAGAUAAUCGAGAAAUUGGCCGAAGAGUUGAAAGGGAGCAAAGGCGAACUUAAACCGAUGAAGUGCGACAUCAGAAACGAAGACGAGAUAAAAGGAGUUUUUGACUGGAUUGAGAAAGAUUUGGGUACUGUUCACGUACUCGUCAACAACGCAGCAGUCCUUUCAGUUCAGCCACUCGACGAAUGCGAAGGGGAAGUGUUGAAAUCCAUGUUCGACACGAACGUCGUCGCCCUCAGCCUUUUUGCUAAGCACACUCUGAAAUUGAUGAGAGAUUCGGCAGUUCCAGAAGGCCACAUAAUCAAUAUAAACAGCUAUGUGGGACACCUGAUUUUUGGAGUACAUGGAAUGGCACCUUACAGUGCAUCGAAGAACGCAGUUACCGUUUUGACGGAAGCUUUCAGACGCGAAUUGGGCGCACACAACAAGAACAUCAAAGUCACAAGCCUCAGCCCAGGCCUAGUUGAAACGGAAAUGACAAAUGGCCUAGUCGUACCCGACGAAGUCCCACAACUCAAACCGGAGGACGUCAGCGAUACUGUACUAUACGUUUUGUCAACACCUCCAGGGGUCAAUAUAACUGAGCUAACCGUGAUGAAAGUCGGAGAUGUCAUUUUUUGAGAAAGUAACUGUACUGUACCACCAUCUAGCACAAAUGUAAUCGAACUGUAAAACUCGAAACCUCACUUAUGAAUUUAGGAAAUAGUACAAAUCUUCACAAAAAUUUAAUAUAAAUGCACUGUUUUAUUUGAAAAUAAA